Candidozyma duobushaemuli is the source of this 711-nucleotide messenger RNA. It is a transcript of the gene GRX3, whose product is annotated as monothiol glutaredoxin. Gene Ontology annotation, molecular function: 2 iron, 2 sulfur cluster binding. The record is from RefSeq and is a predicted model, not a curated record. Bases 1 to 711 code for a protein of 236 amino acids. The transcript has a single exon. NCBI's taxonomy places the organism in Eukaryota, Fungi, Ascomycota, Pichiomycetes, Serinales, Metschnikowiaceae.
AUGUCCCUCAUAGAGAUCGAAUCUGAGGAUCAGUUCACGCAACUCACAAAAGAUGACCCUACAAAGUUGAUCGCCCUUUACUUCCACACGCCUUGGGCUGCUCCCUGCCAGACGAUGAACUCAGUGGUCAAGACUUUGGCCCAGGCAAACUCCAACGUGAGAUUUCUUUCCAUCAACGCCGACGACCACUCCGAAAUCUCUGAGUUGUUUGAAGUCUCGGCCGUUCCUUACAUAAUAUUGAUUCGUAACGCCACGAUUUUGCAGGAGUUGAGUGGCGCCGACCCUAAAGAAUUCAUCGCUGCGUUGAAGCAGUUUUCUGGCGACACAGCUCCAUCUUCCACAGCCGCUGAAGCCAGCCAGGCUGCUGCUGCUCCUGCUGAAACCAAGGAGCCUACUGCAGAAGAACUUGACGAAAGGCUAAAGAAACUCACGGCGGCAGCCCCAGUGAUGCUUUUCAUGAAGGGAUCUCCAUCCUCACCCCAGUGUGGCUUCUCGCGCCAGAUGGUGGCCAUUUUGAGAGAGCACCAGGUGAGAUUCGGAUUUUUUGACAUUUUGAAGGACGACUCGGUCAGACAGGGCCUCAAGACAUUCUCCGACUGGCCCACUUUCCCACAGCUAUACGUCAAUGGAGAGUUCCAGGGCGGCUUGGACAUCAUCAAAGAGUCGCUUGAGGAGGACCCAGAUUUCUUCCAAACUGCAUUGUCCGCAUAG